Molecule: messenger RNA, 5971 nt
Organism: Meriones unguiculatus (Mongolian gerbil)
Lineage: Eukaryota; Metazoa; Chordata; Mammalia; Rodentia; Muridae
Gene: Carf
Product: calcium responsive transcription factor
Exons: 16
Coding region: 286-2445 (719 amino acids)
Biological process (GO): regulation of transcription by RNA polymerase II
Cellular component (GO): nucleus
Molecular function (GO): DNA-binding transcription factor activity, RNA polymerase II-specific; RNA polymerase II cis-regulatory region sequence-specific DNA binding
Source: RefSeq, a predicted model, not a curated record
GGAGAACGCGUCGGAGGGGAACCGGGCGACGGUGGCCGGGAAGGGUCCAACCUCUGGGCCCGCACUGCGCCGCCCGGGAGGAGUGCGCCUGCGCAUUGUGCUGGUCUCCAUGGCGGGGCCUCGGAGCCAAGACGAGAGAACAUGCUACCUUGAACACACAAACAAAGCUGGCACUGCUAUAAUUUAGUUCCCCAAAGGAAGACCAUCAAUAAACAUGAAAGGACGUUUCUGAGGCUAAUAGAAUGUAGGAACCUGGACUUGAAAUGUGAGCCACUGCUUGGAGGUAUGGUGAGACCACCUGAUGAAGAAUCGGUUGCCGCAGAAAAGAGAGCCUGUUAUUCACAGCUCCUGAAAGGAGUGGGGCAUGCUGUACCACGAAGUGCCACACGGCACAGCACCAAGCAUCUAACCUGUAUGGACUCUGGGGAUCCUUCCUUUGGACAAAAUGAUUCCCCUAGCAUCUUGCCCAUUACUGCUCCUGAAAGAGAUGAUUCACUCACAGCACAGGGUAUGCCAGAGACAAUGACUGAUGCACAGGCCCUUCAUGCAGAACAAUUUCAUCUUUUGGAACAAAAUGGGCAGCCUAUUCAGUAUGACCCUCAGUCACUGAGAGAAUCUAAUGCACAAAUGACAGGAAUGGCGCAAGUGAUUAUACCUCAGGAGCCUCUUGUGGAUGUGACUAGUCCUCAAGAUGUCUCUGAAGAGAAAUCUCCUGGCAGAAGCUUACCAGCUGUAAGAGAAGAUGCUCUAGAAGACAGCACCAGUAAUUACAUUCUUCAUCCACAAGCAUCCCGUGUGGUACCCAAAAAGUCAGGGACCAGAAUGCUCGAAGAACCUUUGCUGGCUCCUCUUCAGCCACGUUCUUCUAACACACCUCUAUGGGCCUGUCGUCUUAGGAGUUGUGAGAAAAUCGGAGAUUCCUACCGUGGCUACUGUGUCAGUGAGACUGAAUUAGAAAGCAUCCUGACUUCUCACAAGCAGCAAACACAGAGCGUCUGGGGCACCCGCCAGUCUCCAAGCCCAGCCAAGCCUGCCACGCGCUUGAUGUGGAAGUCCCAGUACGUCCCAUAUGACGGAAUCCCAUUUGUCAAUGCAGGUAGUCGAGCUGUGGUAAUGGAGUGUCAGUAUGGACCAAGGAGAAAAGGUUUCCAGUUAAAAAAAAUCAGUGAGCAAGAAAGUAGGUCUUGUCAUCUCUACAAAGCUACUUGUCCAGCCAGAAUUUACAUUAAAAAGGUACAGAAGUUUCCUGAAUAUAGAGUACCUAUAGACCCCCAAAUUGACAGGAAGAUAAUCAGGAUGGAACAGGAGAAAGCCUUUACUCUGCUGAAGAAGAACUUGCUGGAUGCCGGCGGGGUCCUUCGAUGGUAUGUGCAGUUACCUACACAGCAAGCUCAUCAGUAUCAUGAAUUAGAGACUCCUGGUCUCCCUUUGUCACCGUCGCCUUUUCCUAUGUCUUCUCUUGAAGAAGAGGAAACUGUAAUCAGAGAUGAGAAUUGUGCGUUGCCCUCCCGUCUCCACCCACAAGUAGCGCAUAAGAUUCAGGAAUUAGUGUCACAGGGCGUAGGACAAGUGUAUGCAGUAAGGAAGCAGCUAAGAAAAUUUGUGGAAAGAGAACUGUUCAAACCGGAUGAGGUACCUGAAAGACAUAAUUUAUCUUUUUUUCCAACUGUGAAUGAUAUAAAAAAUCAUAUCCACGAGGUACAGAAAUCCUUGAGGACUGGAGAUGUGCUGUAUAACGCAGAGAUUAUUCCAGCAACGCUUCAAUGGACUACAGACAGUGGGAAUAUUCUCAGAGAGACUGUAACAGUUACAUUUGCAGAAGGAAAUUCACUAGGAGAACCAAUUUCAAGCAAAGUGGGGACAAGUCAGACACAGACUUCUUUGUCUCCAGAGACACUUCCCUUGCUCUCCCCACUUUCUUCAUUUCAGCCCCAAAUAUUUACACACUUACAGAAGAGUUUGAAGUUACAGCCAAGAUUCUCCUCUCCUGAUGGCUCACAGGCUCUGAUGUCAGUAAAUAGCCAUCCCUCCUCCAGUCCUUCAGGACUCAUGGAUGCAGUAGGGAGUGCUGUCGUGAAUGAUCAUCCUCUAUUGCUUGGUCAAAGUGAAAGCCUUCCAACAGAUAUGUGCCUAACCCAAAACAAUAGCUCUGCCUCUACCAUGGGGGAUCCCCCAGAAUCAGUUCAGAAUAUAGUUGCAAUGGAUCAUCUGGUAGAAGGAGAAGAUGCUCAGGAUGCGGGGAAUCUGGAAGGAAGUAUGAACAGGAUUCUGUUGGGAGAUGUGCAGACCGUUCCAAUACGAAUCAUAGACAGCCAUGCAGCUCUUAUUGAAGAAAGUCUAGAAGAUACUCUGUCUGUGAACCAAGUUAAACAAGAACCCAAAGAGCCAACACUGUCUAUAGCAGCAAAAACUUUUCUGGACUGUAAAAAAUUAUCUGCCACAUAAAUUUUUAAAAAGCUCUGGUCCCUUCUGAUGUCUUAGGUGAAGAUUGCCAGAGCAUGUCAGUUGCUGGACCGGAACUGGAUGAUGAGCAGCUUUGCCGUACACUCGAAUGCGUGUUGCCAGUUCCAUAUUUGUACCCCCUUAGGAAAUGUUUUACUUUACUUUGUAUUCAUAGAACUUUUUAUUAUCCAGUAAGGCAAGUGUUUCAAAAGAUCAUCUGAACUUAUCCUCAGUAAUUUAGUGUGAACACAAAAUAGUUACCUCGUCCCUGAUACCCAGUUUUGGUUCUUAAAAGAUAAAAAAAAAAAAAAAGCCAACAAUAAAAGCAGUGUGUGAGUGCAUGUGUAGGUGUGUCAGAAAAUUUAAAGUUGUGACAAGAAUUUUGAUUAGCUGAGAGAAUAUGUCUCAUCAUUUGGAAAGAUAGUUUUAUGUGGUAACACAGAACCGCCAGUCACAUCCCUAUAGAUUUACAUAGUGGAGCAGAGCACCAGUCACAUCCCUAUACAUUUACAUAGUGAAGCAGAGCACCAAUCACAUCUCUACAGAUUCAAAAAGCAGCACCGAGCUGACAGUCACAUUCCUAGACGCUGAAUUUGCAGUUUGCCUUGUAGGCUUUAUACUGUUUAACUGUAAAGGUCAUCUGUCAGAAAUCUCAGUGACUUGGUAAGUAUUGGAAGGUUUAAGUCGAAUUAAUCAAACUAAUACAAAUAAAUAUAUGCGACUUGUAUUUUAUAUGGGAUGGGAAGUAAAUCCCUAUUUAGGAACAGAAAAAUGAAAAUUCAGAGAAUGGAGGGCAACGUUAGAAUUCCCUGCUGUUUACAGAUUGUUUGGGGAAACUUUUGAUAGUAGCAGAUUUUUUUUUUUCAAAGAUUCAGUUUUGACUAAAAAGUAAUUUAAAUAGUAUUUACAUUUUUCUAUACCAGAGUUCUUACUGAAUUGAUAGGAUUAUGAUUUAUAUAUUUCAAGUUUAUCCAAUUUAAAAUUUAGUUCAUAUUUGAAACUUGAGAAUGUCUGAUCUAAUAUUUGCUCAUUAAAUAAGUAUAUUUAUACUUAGUAUAAAAUAACUAGUAAUCAGUAUAUUCACUAUAAGCUUUUUGUAUGAAAUAUUGACUAGCUAGGAAUUUGAAAUAUAACUGUCAUUAAAAUAACCUAGCUGAAUGUAGUGAUGCUCCCCUGUAAUCUCAGCACUCAGGAGGGAGAGGCAAGAGGAUGGUAAAUUUAAGUCUAGCCUGGGCUACAUAGCAAGAUCUUACCAAGAAACAAAGAGGGGAUCAUCUAGAAGAUUUUUUUUUUCUGGAGACUCAUUUGUGAAUGUAUUUAAAUUUUUAUUUUUUAAAACAAGAAUUUCAGCUGGGUGUGGUGGCACACACCUGUAAUCCCAGCAUUCCGGAGGCAGAAGCAGGCAAAUCUCUGAGUUUGGGGCUAGCCUGGUGUACAAAGUGAGUUCCAGGACAGCCAGGGCUGUUAAGCAGAGAAACCCUGUCUUGAAAAAAAAGAAAUUAAGGAAGGAAAGGAAGGAAGGAAGGAAGGAAGAAAAAUUAAAAAUAAGAAUUUCACAUGGAUAUUAAAGUUGAAUAUCCAAAGCAUGAACAAUUUAAUAUGAUAUUUGACCUUAAUACUUUGCAUGGAUAUUCAUCACUUUUGGCUUUCUUAAAUCUAAUCUCCCAUUAUUAUUUACUUUGUUUCAGGUACAUGACCUGUAUCUAAAUAUAAAGCACUGUUAUUCUUAAAGUAGGUGGAACUCUAAAAUUCAUUAGCUUUACACCUAUGUUCUGGACAACAUAAAAUUUAUUAUUUAUAUCUUAUUUAAUGUAAAGUUCAUAUCUAAAUAUAUGUAUGAUUGUUAGUAAGAAUUGCUUCUCUUUUUCUUAAGAACUGAAGAUAUCUGGUUCCAGUAUUUACAGAGGCAGGCUGCUAAAUCUGAGUAUAUUAUAAUAAGUUUAACAUAAUUCAUAGUCACUUUAAAACCCAAGUUCUCUUAGUCUCUGUGUACUUAAGAGAAAUGAGAUCAAAGCUGGGCUUACUGGCAUAUGCCUGUAAUUCCAGCACUCAGGGAGGCAGAGGCAGGCAGAUCUCUGUGAGUUUAAGGCUAGGAUGGUCUACAGAGCUAGUCCAGGACAGCCAAGACUACACGGAAAGAUGAAAGAGGGGGAGGAAGAGAUCAAAUUAAUAUGGAAUUUAGAACUCUGUUAUAGGUAAUGCUCUUUUGUUAUCCUUGUCAAAGAAACUGUUUCUUGAGGACUAAUAGGUUUUCACCUCCCAACAAUAAUUAAGGUUAAUUAUUAAAUAUUUCACUCAUUUAGCUGUAUUCUUUUGGAGACAUUCCUUUUUUAUGUUGACUUGCUAAGGAGAAAUGCUUAUUAAGAAAUAAACUAGCCAGCUUCCUCUGAGGAUGAAAAAUAGCAGAGGAUUCAGUAUUUAAUAAUUUAAUCAGGAACAAACAUAGUGAAAAUGUAUUUCUGUCACUUUAUUCUGAGGGCCAUAAUGGCAGACACCUUUAAUCCCAGUGGAUUGCUGAGUUCAAGGCCAGCCUGGUAUACAAAGAAAGUUCCAUAACAGCCGGUAAUGUAAUAAGACCCUGACCUGGGGGGAAAAAAGUAAAAGAAAAAGUAUACUUAUGUCAGUUCAUUCAAUAGGAAUGGGUCUUAUGUUAAUAUUUUUUAUCAUGAGUUCAGAAAGUUAUACAUAUUCUUUCCACAAACAAAAGUAAAACAGAAAACUGAACACUUAAAUUCGUAAUUGUAUAUUUUUGUUUUUUAGGAAGAAACUGGAACUGUUAAUAUUUUGUGUAUUUAAAUGAGUACUUAGUUUUUCAGAAAUGUUAUCUAAAUGGGUUUUAAAAUUCGUUUGUCUUCUAAACUCAUGUGUAGUGUGACAUGUCAGUGUUGGAAAGAUGCUUAGCAUCAAUUUUUGAAAAUUAUGUUUACAUAUUUAAGCGUUUAAUUCUUUCUAAAUGAACCUGUUCUUAAACACAAGUGUAUAGAGAUUUUAGUAUCUGUAUUUGGCGUUCUCUUCAGAACUCCACAGCAAAAUUUGACAAACCUUGUUUGGUUUGUGUAUUACAAGAUGUAGUGUCUGUCGUGGGAAGCUGCACAUUUAAAACAAGCAGUUAGGAUUUCAUAAUCACAGCUUGCCUUCUUUCUUAGUUGUUUCCAUGUUUCAAACCUCCAAGUAAACUGUACAUACACCAGUCAAUUAUAGAUAAACAGUCACAGUAGACUUUUCCCUCAGUAAUUUCCUGUGGGAGCAGCCAGUGUACUUAAAAAGCUUUAACAUCUUAUGCAGAGGUGACAGGAAACAGAAGCUUUGGGAUCGGCCCCUGAAGCUGGUAAUGUUGAGGCCAACCAGCUUGUGCUCCUCCUUCUUUACAUCUGUCAGACUCUCUACUUAAUCAUGUGCAUAUGAGACAGUGUUUAAUUCAUACCAGGUUUUUAAAGAGAUUUUAAAAUAUGUGUAUAUAUUGUAACUUUGAUGUAUAGUCUUCUUGUUAUAAUGUAAUUUUUUUCAUUAAAAAUUCUGCAUUUUUUAA